AUGCAAGCACGGUUUUUGAAAGAGAAAUCCACGAAUGCUGUUUCAGUGGCCAUUGUUUGGGUCAACUUCUACUCGUUGGAGAAGUCGGCUUCUGUAUUUCAAAUCGUCGCAACCGCAGCGAAGCUCAUUGCUAUGGCGCUAAUUAUAAUUGGAGGCGCAUACUGUCUUAUCUUCAAAGGAAUGACGGACAAUUUCAAAAAUCCAAUGGAAAAUAGUUUUUUCAAUAUGCACAGUUUAGUGGUAGCACUUAACGCUGGCUUCUACUCCUACUUCGGCUGGGAUAUACUCAAUUACAGCAUUGGCGAAAUUCGUAAUCCGGCAAGGUAUGAUGAAGAUUACUUUUUCUUACUGUUGAAGCCCGUUCAGGGCAGCAAAUGGAGUAAAACUUUUAUCAGCUAG
Gongylonema pulchrum is the source of this 399-nucleotide messenger RNA. The record is from the annotation of a GenBank genome assembly. NCBI's taxonomy places the organism in Eukaryota, Metazoa, Nematoda, Chromadorea, Rhabditida, Gongylonematidae.